Drosophila serrata is the source of this 2601-nucleotide messenger RNA. It is a transcript of the gene Papss, whose product is annotated as 3'-phosphoadenosine 5'-phosphosulfate synthase. Gene Ontology annotation, molecular function: adenylylsulfate kinase activity; ATP binding; sulfate adenylyltransferase (ATP) activity. Lineage: Eukaryota; Metazoa; Arthropoda; Insecta; Diptera; Drosophilidae. The record is from RefSeq and is a predicted model, not a curated record. Gene Ontology annotation, biological process: sulfate assimilation; 3'-phosphoadenosine 5'-phosphosulfate biosynthetic process.
CGUGGGUGUAUGUGUACGUGUUUGUGAGCCAGUGGAUUAGAAAUAAUACACAGUUUUCGUGAGAAUAGUCGGCCGAUUAGCUUAAUUAGAACUAAGUUUAAAGUUAAUUAGUGCAAUAAUACCAUUCUCCCUGGCCGGACAUCUAUGUAGAAAGCGGACAAACGUCCGCAUAUCGCGUUCGUGGCAGCUUUCAUUCAUCGAAGUGUGACUUUUCGCAGUAUUGUUUGCUAUUGCUCGGCAGGAGGACGUGCUGUUUAGUGGGUCAAAACGUUCCAUUGCAUGCCCAGACAUGAGCGAGGUUCCGGAGAGCAGUAAAAAGCGUCAAAAGACGUGUCUACAGGUGGCAACGAAUGUGACCGAACAGAAGCACCAUGUCACCCGGGAGACGCGAGGCAAGAAUUUGGGCCUCUGUCGAGGCUUCCGAGGAUGUACCGUGUGGCUAACUGGACUCAGUGGCGCCGGCAAGACCUCUAUCGCCUUCGAGCUGGAGGCCUAUUUGGUGUCCCGUGGCAUCCCCGCUUAUGGGCUGGAUGGCGACAACAUCCGUACUGGGCUGAACAAAAAUCUGGGAUUCACGCCCGCCGAGCGCGAGGAGAACAUCAGACGAGUGGGCGAGGUGGCCAAGCUGUUCGCAGACAGCGGCGUUGUGUCCAUCUGCAGCUUCGUGUCCCCCUUUGCCGAUGACCGCGAGAUGGCGCGCAAGAUUCACAAGGAUGCAGGCCUCAAGUUCUACGAGAUCUUUGUGGACACACCGCUCGACGUGUGUGAGACGCGCGACGUCAAGGGACUGUACAAGAAGGCGCGCGAGGGCGUAAUUAAGGGCUUCACGGGCAUCACGCAGGAGUACGAGCGACCCCAGAAGCCAGAGCUGGUGGUCAACACGCACGGAUACACAGUGCGCGAGUCCAUGCAGCAGCUAGUGGCCCUGCUCGAGCAGGAAGGCAUCAUUCCGCGCUCUCUUCGCGACGUAGACCAACUGCCAGAGCUAUAUCCCAGCGAAUCCAUUGCCACGGAGGUGCUGCGCCACGAAGCCGAGUCGCUGCAGGCCAUUGAGAUCAGCACCGUGGAGCUGCAAUGGGUCCAGGUACUGGCCGAGGGCUGGGCUUAUCCCCUGCGCGGAUUCAUGCGCGAGGACGAGUACCUGCAGACGCUGCACUUCAAUACACUCCAAAGCGGCUUGGAUGGUUCCUAUCGCGAGAAUCACUCGGUACCCAUUGUGCUCAGCGCCUCAACGGCGGACAAGGAGCGCCUGGACGGGGCUUCCUCGUUAACACUCAAAUAUCAGGGCAAGGCAGUGGCUAUUCUACGCCGGCCCGAGUUCUAUUAUCAACGCAAAGAGGAGCGCCUGGCCCGCCAAUUUGGCACAAGCAAUCCGGAACAUCCGUAUAGCAAGCAGGUCUAUGACUCUGGAGAGUAUCUGGUUGGUGGCGAUCUGGCUGUGAUUGAACGAAUUCGCUGGGAGGAUGGUCUAGAUCAAUACCGGCUGACGCCAAACGAGCUUAGGCGUCGCUUUAAGGAGCUUAACGCCGACGCCAUCUUCGCCUUCCAACUACGGAACCCGAUCCACAACGGACAUGCCUUGCUCAUGCAGGAUACCCGACGCCAGCUCCUGGAGCGUGGCUUCAAGCAACCAGUGCUCCUGUUGCAUCCCCUCGGCGGCUGGACCAAGGACGAUGACGUGCCGCUGGACGUGCGUAUGAAGCAGCAUCAGGCUGUUCUAGACGCAGGUGUUCUGCGACGCGAAGACACUGUGUUGGCCAUCUUCCCCUCGCCAAUGAUGUACGCCGGCCCCACGGAGGUGCAGUGGCACGCCAAGGCACGCAUGAAUGCCGGAGCCAACUUUUACAUCGUAGGACGAGAUCCGGCGGGUAUGCCUCAUCCAGACAAGAAGGCCUAUCCCGAUGGCAACCUGUAUGACGCCACCCAUGGAGCGCGUGUGCUUAAAAUGGCCCAGGGCUUAGACAGCAUGGAGAUCCUUCCCUUCCGGGUGGCCGCCUACGAUAAGAGUGCCAGCAAAAUGGCCUUCUUUGAGCCUCAACGCAAGGACGACUUUGAGUUUAUCUCGGGGACCAAGAUGCGUACCUUGGCCAAAACUGGAGCGAGUCCUCCGGACGGUUUCAUGGAGCCCGAGGCGUGGCGCAUCCUAUCUAACUACUACCAGAACCUGCCGCAGGCGUAACAGGCGGCAACAUAUGCCGGCAACCAGCAACGUGCAAUUCCUCCUUCUAGUUAUUAGCUUAUGUGUGUGCUUAACCUUUUUUUGAAAUUUAUGGCCGCUAUUUCAGAGUUAUCUUUAUCACAAGGAGAAAAGGAAGAGGCGAGCAUAGCCACAGAUGAUUGUGUGCUGUUAGUUGUAACUUCUUCCUUCCCUUAAUAGGGAUAUUAUCUUACUUAUUACAAAAGCAUUCAGACCAAAAUCCGAGCCUGUGUCCUGUCGUGUGUAUAUGUUUGUAUGUUGUGCUCCCUGCUAUUGAAACGUUCGUAUCGUACAAUCUACUUGUAUCUUCUACACCUAAGUUUUCCCCAUUCUUUGUUUAUCUUAAGCUAAAUGUCGUCCAACUAUUUGUGGACCGUUUUUUUAAAUACAUAUAUAACAAAUUA